GAUGUGAUGUCAUGUGAUGUGCUGCUGUGCCGUUUAUACAUGAUGUUGAUGUUGAUACUGGUACGUUAUGCAGAUAGACGCCCAUGCCAUGCCAUGCUUAUAUGCAUUGCAUGGGUGUAUAAUGGAUGUGUUUUUGCCACGGUGCGGGUCGAGGAGGGACGGAGGGAGGGACCGGAAGGUGGAGAAUGAUUAUGAUACUUGUUCCUUGGAUUUGAUGUUUGGAAUUUGGAGAUUGUUUUUUGUGAUUACUGUCUUUCUUUGGCUUUGGUUUGGUUUUGACUUGGUUUUGAUUUGGUUUUGUGGUGAGUUAGUUGUGAGUUAGUUGUUGUACUUUGGAUUCUCGGAACGGGUUACUGGAUUCGGUGUGUGUGUGUGAGAGAGCGAGAGAGAGAGAGAGAGAAAGGUAUGCUGUGUGCUCUUUGCGAUAGUAUUAAUGUGACCGAUCUUAUUCUCCUGGCGAAAGCAAAUACCGGCGUAUCCAAAGCCGAUGAAAAGAAAUGGAAACAUCACUCUACAUACGAUGAUAUCGUGGCCGCGGCUCGCGCAGGCUGCGAGUUGUGCAAAUUGCUCGUGGCGUCUUUGGAUAGGGGACUGCAGAGGCCGCCGUGGCAUGAAGUGAAGUACAAGGAAGUGUUGUUGGAGAGCGAGAGAGAGGGCUUAUCGACGGGCUUUCGCGUUGAGAUUAGAGGAAAUGAGAGUGUUGUCCCGGAGAAAAAUGGGAGUGAGAUUUUGAAUGCGGUUUGUUUUGGUUUUGGGGAGCACGAUGAUGUGCCGUUGAUGUUGUCGCUGCAGGCACCUAGAGAUAGAAUUAGAGUCGUCGAGGGGUUUCAAAUUGGUCAUUAUACUAUUGAUCCUGAUCUUGGAUCGGAGACCAAUUGCAAAAUUGCUAGAGAUUGGUUAAAGACUUGUGAUGAGAGGCAUUACGAAUGUCCUUUGGUCGAGGAUAAAGAAUUGCCAUCAAGAGUCAUUCAUGUUGGUUCGGACGAUCGGGAUCCUUAUAUACUUCCGACAAAUGGGAAGUUUGGUAAAUAUAUAGCCUUGAGUCAUUGCUGGGGUGGCCACAUCAGCAUUGCCUUAACCACGCAAACUCUUGAAGAGUUCAAGGGCAAAAUUUCAAUGGCUCGAUUACCAGCCAAUUUUCGAGAUGCGGUUUUGCUUACCCGUAGACUCGGGUUCGAAUACUUAUGGAUUGACUGCUUAUGCAUCAUGCAAGACUCCCUGGAAGAUUGGGAAAUCGAAUCUAAACACAUGGGCCAAGUCUAUCACGAUGCCAUAUUUACGAUUGCAGCCUCGACGGCUUCAAAAUCUACAGAUGGCAUCUUACAUACCUUCACGGACUACGAGCUUAGCGGAAUUAGCAUUAGUCUCAAGCUAUCAAAAGAUGGCAAACCUGAAGACCACGUCGAUAUGGUUCUUCCAAACAUCAAGCGAGAAAAUCUCGGCGAUUUACUGCGUGAUGAACCACUCGCCGCACGAGGAUGGACAUUGCAAGAAGAGGUAUUAUCAGCUCGUACAUUGUUUUACGGUCAUCAACAAAUCUACUGGCAAUGCUUACACAACUACGAAGCUGCGGAUGGUUUACGUCCAUGGAAAGUUGUCAAUCAACGAGCAUUUCGUUACGAUCAAAUCAAAGACCGCAUACAUCUACCUCAAGGGCUCCAAAACCCCGAUACGGUCAAAAGUCGAUAUGUUUACGAGCGCAAGAAUACAACGAAAGAAUUCCAUGAUUCUCAAACAUGCAGGAAACUCAUCGAAGAGUAUCACAAACAGAUGGUGGUUGACUAUUGUUCACGAAACCUCACACGUACUUCAGAUAAAUUCAUCGCCUUUUCUGGUAUCGUAACACUAGUGCGGGACGUUCUCUGGGCACAUGGGUUUCCAAACUCCUUGUACAUUGCUGGAAUCUGGAGUAGUCAUUUUCGACAAGGAUUAAUAUGGUAUUACAAAGAUGAUGUGAGUCCAUCAAUUCAACGCGCACCUUCAUGGUCGUGGGCGACUACCAACGGCAAAAUCGCAUUCAAUCAAACGGCUUUCAAUGCCGACUUUACAAAUACGGACAUUGACCCGCUUCUCAUAUCCCACGAUGUGAAACUCGCUGGCCAGAACCCGUUUGGAGAAAUCAAAAUGGCCUCGAUAGUUGUUUCUGGGAGUACAAUGAUAAUGCGAGGCGUGGAUGACAUCAUAACGAACCAAAAAAGUAAACCUUCUGGGUAUAUACACUGGGAUGUACAAAGGAACGGAAGAGGACGACGGAAAACAGCAUUUUAUACAUGUCGGCUAGGGAAAUCAUCCAUGUUUCUUUACAAUCCACACCCGCGGGAAUCAGAUCUAGCAGACAGGACAGGACCGAGCGAGAGUAACAUGGAACCGAAUAAGAUAUACAAGGCGAAUAAUGUACGAUACAAGGUUCUUUUUAUUGCGAAGCAGGGACGUCAGGCACAUGGUUUGGUAUUGAAACUCGUGGCUGGUAAUGUGGGUGAUGAGAAUAGAGAUGGGAAUGAGAUGCCAAAUGCUGAAGUUGGAGCUGCAGAUCCAGACGGCAGUAGAAGUCAUGCCGCAGACACUAAUGUGCAAAUGAAAACCUAUCGGCGAGUAGGCUAUAUCUGGCUCUCUGAGAAGCACGCAAAUGGGAAUCGGUAUUUUGAUUCGUAUAAAUGGGCGGAGUACGAAGGAUGGGAAAGGGAAACUCUUGAUCUAAUCUAAUUGAGAUAAAAAGCUGUAAACUUGUAUAUUUCUUCCUAUGAACGGAGAAUAUCAAUUCACAUUUUGGUAAUCAAAUGCAGCUAUCUGUCAUGGACAUGUUUACCUGUACUUACACCAGAGCAUCUCAAUGGAUGAAUUGCAAUGGGCGUGGUAACCUACCA
This is a messenger RNA of Botrytis cinerea B05.10, 2864 nucleotides long. RefSeq lists its product as hypothetical. NCBI's taxonomy places the organism in Eukaryota, Fungi, Ascomycota, Leotiomycetes, Helotiales, Sclerotiniaceae. The coding region runs from base 406 to 2703 and encodes 765 amino acids. The transcript is spliced from 2 exons. The record is from RefSeq and is a predicted model, not a curated record.